GUGUUCUUGCACUGAAGUCCUUUGGCUGCCGGAUUCUGCUUUCUGGCUUGUAUAGGCAGUGUCUUCUUAAAUCGAUGGUGCACUUGGAAAAAAAGCAAACACAGGCCUACUGGCCCCGGGGCCCCGGGUCCUAUGUCUCUAUGACUGAUAAAUUGGACAUCGUAUAUCUCAAGUAUACCUCGGCAGACCCCGUGCCCCAAGGCUGUACGACAGUAAACUUCAUUUUUGCCCAUGGCACCGGAAUGAACAAGAGUUUGUGGAAACGCCACAUUGAAGAAUUGUACGGCAAAAACAAAAGCUGCACUGGCUGGAAGGUCGGCUGUGUGCUUUCUGUGGAUGCGGUUGGCCAUGGCGAUUCGGCACUCAUAAACAAGGAAAAGAUUUCCUGGGCCAACGACUGGCGAGACGGCGCCAAGGAUUUGAUCGAGACCACGGGCGACUUUCUUCCCUCUGCGUAUACACGCAAUAUUGUAGUGGGCCAUUCAAUGGGCGGCUUCCACGCCACGUAUGCCUCCUUUUUGGAGCCGACUUUGUUUGAUGCGUGCGUGGCCAUAGAGCCGGUGAUUUUCAUCGACCAAGGCGCCAAUCCGCUUGCGGUGGCCCGGAUGAAAAAGAUCGGCCUGGUUUUGCGGGACCAGUUUGCGUCGAGGGCAGACGCGGACGCCUUCUUCCAAAAGGGCAGUUUUUAUAGGGUCAUGGAUCCGCGCGUGCUUGCCGAUUUUACCAGCGACGAGCUUCAUUGGGAAAACGGGCAGUUGAGGACCAAGGCCACCAAAGACGCGCAGCUUGCAGCAUACCUCUCUGCGGUGUACUCCGUUCGUUUUGGCCAGAACAUCUUGCUGUUACUCGAAGUUCCCUACUUGCUUAUCACAGGCGAGCAGGCCGCGUGGAACUCGCCCAAAUCGGACAGGCAUAUCGAGAAGUCUGUCUCUAGCCACUUGCUCGAAACAGUGAAACUCCGGGGCGACCACCUUGUGCAUGCUCUGAAUGUAGGGGAUACCGUAGAUGCCAUCUACAGCUUUGCAGGACGUAGGGCCGAAUUUGUGGCGAGCCACAGAAAUGAGUUCCCCGAGGUCAAACUCGAAAACAGCGCCGGCGCCAGGGUCAAGGCCAUGUUCAAGCACAUGUGGAAAGGAGAUAUGGACAAGGCGUUCCGGUGGGAUCGACCCGAGGCCAAACUCUAGAUUUGGGUCUUUUGGGAGCAGUUUUCUGAAUCGAAGACAGCAUAUUUAUUCAUGUAUGGAGCUCAACAAAUGCAUCGUAAUGUUUAUUGCAGGAGUUUCAUCUGGGUGCUGAUGAGGAUCAUUGAGGAAAUGAACAUCACGUCUGCUUUUCUGCUCCAAAGUCAACUUCGUCGUAUAAGGAGAGAAAAUACAGCUGCCGUGUUCCUCGAUGCCUUGGUUAUACGGCACCCUCAGUCACCCGGAGCCAGGUAUCGACACCACUACAAACGUCGGAGCGUUUUGGCAAAUUUACUCGUCUGUUUGUGAACAAAGUUUAUUGUUUAAUGAGGC
Metschnikowia bicuspidata var. bicuspidata NRRL YB-4993 is the source of this 1514-nucleotide messenger RNA. Its product is annotated as alpha/beta hydrolase. NCBI's taxonomy places the organism in Eukaryota, Fungi, Ascomycota, Pichiomycetes, Serinales, Metschnikowiaceae. The transcript is spliced from 2 exons. The coding region runs from base 75 to 1184 and encodes 369 amino acids. The record is from RefSeq and is a predicted model, not a curated record.